AUGGUUAAAGCUUUAAUUGUUAGUUCAUUAGUAUAUACUGCCAAUGCUGGUGUAGUAUAUGGUAUUUGGAAUAUUGAUGCCAAUACUGCCGGUGCUGGUUUAUUCGAUUUAGCUAGCUACCAACCAACUACUAGAUACCAAUUAGCAGGAUACCAACAUUUUAACACUUCUAACCAAUAUUCAACUUUUAAUGAAGUAACUAGAGAAGUCUCAUUCUUUGUUAGAUCAUUAACUGAUGGCUAUAAUUAUUUAUAUGGUUUAAAUGUCGAUACUUUUACUGGUACCCCAACAAAUAUUCGUUUUGAUCCAAGUAAAUUUGCUGUUCUUUCAUUAGAAUCAUCACAAACUUCUAAUACAAAUGAUUUAUUCCUUGUCAUGGCCACUCAAAGCACAUCUGCUACCAAUAGCUUCAUUAUUACUAAAAUCAAUUCACAAACUGGUCUUUACACCAUCUACGAUACCAUCCAAAACUACAACUUUGCCUCAGCCGCCUAUGACUCUAGAAAUGGUGUUUUCGUUGUUAUUAUGACCAACACUACCAACUAUGUUGUUAACACCUAUAGUGUUAAUGGUGUAUUUACUGGCUCAAAUAUCUAUACCAUUGGUAAUGUUAAUAGCAAUUACAAACCAACCAGUUUACCAUACAAUUUAGUAUAUCUCUCUGACUUUUCCGCAUUCUAUAUGAACAUCGAUCUCAACGGUAGACCAGAAGUAUUCCAAUUAUAUGCUCCAAACAAACAACUCUACAACAGAGCUUGGUAUCAAAAUAUCCCAUGGACUGUUGCACAAGCAAAUGGUAUCGGUCAAUCAUUCAAACAAAUCUAUUCAAAUACCAAAGUUUAUUCAGGCAAUCAAUACCAACAAUACAGCGUAAAUAAAUUUAAUGGCGCCCAAUGGACUUAUUCUAAACUUACUUUCUUACAAAUGAUCAACUUCUGGGGUGUAACUACACAAACAGAAGCUAACUAA
This is a messenger RNA of Dictyostelium purpureum, 969 nucleotides long. RefSeq lists its product as uncharacterized. Bases 1 to 969 code for a protein of 322 amino acids. The transcript is spliced from 3 exons. The record is from RefSeq and is a predicted model, not a curated record. Lineage: Eukaryota; Evosea; Eumycetozoa; Dictyosteliales; Dictyosteliaceae.